UAAGAGGACAGAUCAAAGGAGAAAAAAACAGACUAAGUCAAAGAAAGCUGCAUAUGCCUUCAGUUAGCAGACAGAAUACAGGUCUGAAGGAGAUCUCUGAGAGUCUCCAGUGGCAGAAAACCUGUCCCCUGAGUGUUUACAGGAAAUAACUGAAUACAAAAACAACUUUUGUGAAAACUCAAUUGUUUUUCUUGUCCAGGUUUGAGCCUCACAAAAUGCCCAGAAGAUAUAACCACGUGGAUGGCAACCAUUUCAGAGGGAAAGGACACAACUAUUUUGCAGCAGAAGAAGCUCUGGGUAUUGGACUUUUCAUUUUGGUGCUGGCAAUUUUACUUGCCUUUGGCUGCUGGUAUUACAAACGACGUAGUGGCUACAGAAGUCUGCGGAGCAAAGGCUCUAGUAUGAGCACAAUACGAAAUGUGGUAGGUGAGGGAGAAAUACUGGACUGCAAAAUGGCUCUGCAGGACUACAGAGACUUUAAUUCUGUGGUACCUGACGCUCCACCAGCUUAUGACAAAAUUGCUGCAGAUCCAUCACCACCACCUUAUUCACCAUGACAACAUGAAAUUUGAAAACUUAAACAUACUGAUUCCAUUUUUUCAUGCUCACUCUUUAUUUCCUGUAUACGCUUAACUUUCUUAAAGCUAAAAUCUUACAAAAGAAAACACAUGUUUGCACUAGCAGUGGCUGAAAAGUGUUCCCGCUUAAUUUACAGAAGUGGUCAUUGAAAUGCCUUAAUAAACUGAAUGCGCUUUUGUUUUAAGCUUUUCA
Molecule: messenger RNA, 771 nt
Organism: Parus major (Great Tit)
Lineage: Eukaryota; Metazoa; Chordata; Aves; Passeriformes; Paridae
Gene: MLANA
Product: melan-A
Exons: 6
Coding region: 216-557 (113 amino acids)
Cellular component (GO): melanosome; trans-Golgi network; endoplasmic reticulum membrane
Source: RefSeq, a predicted model, not a curated record